GCAAGUUCCCGAUAGUGCCGCCGCGAGCGGUACAUGCGUUCUGUACUGUUCUGUGCGUUCGCGAGAAUCGCUGGUGUUAUAUUCACGUAGUGCAACAUCGUCGAGAUGUCGAUUCCUUUCGCCGGUGGUCUCCCCCGCCAUAGCGGGGUGGUGGCUGCGAUCGCAAAGCAGCUGAAGCGCGUUUCUCUGAAACCCGUCAACAAGAUCGACGUACGUUUCGAUCCGUUCGACAAGAGGACCAAGCCGACGAGAGACUUUCUGUUUUAUAUGAGCGCUCCGAAAAUUCGUGCGACGAAUGGGCUAUGCUCGCUGAAAACGGAGAUCGUGUGCGACCGUUCCGAGCCAACCAUCACGCUUAGUCUUCAGUCAGGUGAAAAAGUGGUUUUAAAAACUGCCCUUUUAACGAGUCUGAACAUUUUGGAGCUUUACAACAAGCACAUCACUAGCUUGAUACCGCCCGAUCCGGCCAAGCUUGAAGCUAAAAAAGAGCUCCUGGAAGAGAAGAGAAAAAAGAAAACGCGACCGCAUCAUAGAAUUAAAUUAUGGAGCAAGCGUAGAGGAGUAUUUCUCUAAUAAAACUAAAUAUCUUUUUUAAUACGUAGCUGUGAUUUUUAUUCUAUUUUUCGACAUCUUGCAAAAAUACAAUUUAUAUAAUUAUAAUUAUCAAUCCGGAAACGUGUGGUCUAUCUUCUAUUUUGGAUUAUAUUUAAUAUCCGUUUUUAAUUUUGUAGAGAUAAAGUCUACAUAGAUAUCAAUAAUGAUUAUAGUUUAUAUUCUUGCAAGUUUUUUCUUUUCCUAAACAUUGAAAGGCUCUAGAUUUGUAUUAAUCUAAAAAUUUAAUUUCGUGCAAUCAAAUAUAUAAGCGAUAAAUUAAUUAUACAAAAGAGAAACGCCAGUCUUACUAAUUUAAAAUGUACGAGGACGAUAGCAAAAUGACGAAUGACAUAAGUAGUAGUAAUACUAAGAAAGAUUACAAUUUAAAACUUAUUGACACGCUCUACAGUCAAGUUCCAGCCUUUACCGAUGUGUUUGACGAAGAAACUUGGUAUAUUUUCGUCAUUUGUUUUAUAGCAGGUACUGUUUUGGUGGCAUUUAUUCUUUCAAGAUUUAUAACUAUAAAACCUGUUGAAUGAGAUAUUGUACGUAGCAAAUUCAUUUCACAAGAUGUUUUGUAUGUUUGUCAUAGUACAUUACAUUUGAUGUCAUUAAUUUCUUUUACACUCAUCACAACCAUGUAAACUUUUUCGAUAUAAAUCUCAUGCAAUGAGUGAUAAAAUACGCUAAUUGCUAUUGUAAGAUGAAAUAUACGAUUUCGUAAAAAUGUUCACAAACUAUUUGUGCUGAUAAUAAAAUGCUAU
This is a messenger RNA of Solenopsis invicta (red fire ant), 1358 nucleotides long. RefSeq names its product 39S ribosomal protein L53, mitochondrial (gene mRpL53). Lineage: Eukaryota; Metazoa; Arthropoda; Insecta; Hymenoptera; Formicidae. The record is from RefSeq and is a predicted model, not a curated record. The transcript is spliced from 3 exons. Gene Ontology annotation, cellular component: mitochondrial large ribosomal subunit. Bases 106 to 573 code for a protein of 155 amino acids.